Messenger RNA from Penaeus monodon (black tiger shrimp), 1004 nucleotides. RefSeq names its product 1-acylglycerol-3-phosphate O-acyltransferase Pnpla3-like. Lineage: Eukaryota; Metazoa; Arthropoda; Malacostraca; Decapoda; Penaeidae. Gene Ontology annotation, biological process: lipid homeostasis; triglyceride catabolic process. The transcript has a single exon. Gene Ontology annotation, molecular function: triacylglycerol lipase activity. Gene Ontology annotation, cellular component: membrane; lipid droplet; cytoplasm. The record is from RefSeq and is a predicted model, not a curated record. The coding region runs from base 80 to 853 and encodes 257 amino acids.
GUCUAGUAUCUUUUUAUUUUUUUUAAAAUUACAUUGAUAUUGGUAUCAUUACAUCUUGUAUAGCUGUAUUGUGUUUGCAAUGUAUUCUAGGGAAGUAUGCGUGGCUCUGUCUGGAUCGGGCUUCCUGGCAUUGUAUGAGGUUGGUGCCUUGGAGUGCUUACAGAAGCAAUGGCCUCGCUUGCUGCAGACAGCAAAGGUUUCUGGAGCAUCAGCUGGCUCCCUUUUGGCAGCUUGUGUAGUGUGUGAUGUCCCUCUUAACUUUGUGAAGGCCAACUUCUUGGAGACAGCCAAGGAAGCCCAGAGGUGGAAGCUGGGUCCCUUCAGUCCCAAGUUCAAUGUCUCUGAUUAUCUCAACCAGGGAUUUGAAGCCCUGCCCCCUGACGCCCACCUGCGGGCUAACGACAGACUCUUUGUCUCGCUCACAAGAAUUAAGGACGGCCAGAAUGUCAUAAUCUCAAACUGGACAUCACGAGAGGAGUUGAUCCAGUGCCUCGUCUGCUCUUGUUUUAUCCCUGUCUUCUCUGGCUAUCGUUUUCCUUCAUUUCGUGGAGAGAGGUACAUGGAUGGUGGCUUCACUAACAACCUCCCAAUACCAAGCCAGCCAUGCAUAUCCAUCGGCCCAUUUGAGGGGAAGAUUGACAUCUGCCCCAGGAGCAAGAAGGAAAACUCCCCUUACCUGACCAUUGCUAAUGAGACAGUGGCCAUAAACCCCACCAACAUCCUGAGGUUUGUACAGUCCCUAAAGCCUCCUCCCAUCGAGACCUUAGAAGACGCUUAUCAGGAGGGCUACUGGGAUGCUUACUCCUUUCUGAAGGCAAAAACAAGUCAAAAGACAGGCCCUUUGUCUGCAUGAGCUUAAAUUGUUGUGUUCGGUGCGAAAGAGGAAUGUUUAUAUUUUCAUGCCUGAGGGCAGUAAAGGCAUGGGUGUAGGUGUCCACUCUGUAUUUUAAUUUGUAUGGACCAUGAGAUUUAUAACCUAGACAGCCUUCUAAAAAUUGUUUUUU